Messenger RNA from Drosophila ficusphila, 2081 nucleotides. Its product is annotated as cytosol aminopeptidase. Gene Ontology annotation, biological process: proteolysis. Gene Ontology annotation, molecular function: manganese ion binding; metalloaminopeptidase activity. Gene Ontology annotation, cellular component: cytoplasm. NCBI's taxonomy places the organism in Eukaryota, Metazoa, Arthropoda, Insecta, Diptera, Drosophilidae. The transcript has 2 exons. The record is from RefSeq and is a predicted model, not a curated record. The coding region runs from base 220 to 1821 and encodes 533 amino acids.
CAGUCCAGUUUCUCGAUUCCAGCUCAACGGAGCUAACACUGCCUUAGUUUUUUAUAAAAAAUACAAUUUUUUUUAAUUAUUUCUUUAUUUUUGUGCAUUGCAGUCGAUCUAAACAAUUUUCCCACUCGGUCGCGAUACUAAAUUGUUGCAUAUUAGUGCUCAGCAAUUCUCUGUAAUUUGUGCAAAUCCCAUCGAAGUUUAUCCAAAUUGCAACGCAAAAUGACUCGAUCGCAGUUGGUCUCCGGUGUGCGCCGAUCCUUGGGAUUCUUCAGGUGCCAAAGGUCCCGCAUUUUUGUCAGUGGGCCACGCUUUCAGCAGGUGAGGUUCAAAAGCGAGGAUGGCUCCUGCAACACGACGAACCUGCAGGGCGUGGUGGUUGGCCUUUACGCCAAGGAUGGCGAGAAGGGCAUUAAAUUAUCGCCAGGAGGCGAGAAGUUCGAUGAUCGCGUGGGCGGCAAGAUCACGGAGCUGAUCAAGGAAUCUGGACUCAGCGGGGAGCUGGGAGUGGGUCGCAUCUUCCAGAACUUGGACAAGGAAUACUGGGCAGUGGCGGUGGUUGGCUUGGGCAAGGAGGGAGCCGGCUUCAAUGCCGAAGAGGUUCUCGACGAGGGAAUGGAGAACGUGAGGGUUUGCGCCGCCGUGGGAGCGCGGGCUCUCCAAAUGCAGGGAUGCACCACCUGCCACGUGGAUGGAAUGGAGUACCCGGAACAGGCGGCCGAGGGAGCUGCCAUGGCUGUGUGGCGCUACAAUGUGAACAAGAAGAAGUCCAACCGAUUGGCCAUUCCAAAGCUGGAGCUCUACGGAUCCACGGAUCAAGAUGCCUGGACAAGGGGUCUCUUCAAGGCCGAAUCGCAGAACUUGGCCCGCCGUUUGGCCGACACUCCGGCCAACCAAAUGACACCCUCGAUUUUCGCUCAGGCCACCGUGGACGCGCUUUGUCCAUGCGGCGUUUCCGUGGAAGUGCGAUCCAUGGAUUGGAUCGAGACCAUGAACCUCAACUCCUUUCUCAUGGUGGCGAAGGGUUCGUGCGAACCGCCGAUCAUUCUGGAGGUCAGCUAUUGCGGCACCUCGCCGGAGGAGCGACCCAUCCUGAUGCUCGGCAAGGGGCUGACCUUCAACAGCGGUGGACUGUGUCUGAUGCCCAAAACCGGAAUGGACGAGUAUCGUGGAGCGGUUUCCGGUGCCGCAGUUUGCGUGGCUGCCAUUCGAGCAGCGGCUGCUCUUUCGCUUCCCAUAAAUGUUUCGGCAGUGCUGCCUCUUUGCGAGAAUAUGCCCUCCGGAAUGGCCACGAAACCAGGGGAUGUUGUCACCCUACUCAAUGGACGGACCAUGCGCAUCAAGGAUAUCUCCCUGGCCGGAACUGUCCUCUUAGCUGAUCCCCUCCUCUAUGCGCAAUCCACUUUUAAGCCCAAGUUGGUUGUGGAGGUGGGUUCGAUGGCCAGUGGAAUUCGGAAGGGACUGGGAGCCUCGGCCACCGGCUUGUGGACCAAUAACUCCUUCCUGUGGAAGAACUUCCAGAAGGCGGGAGCUCUCACCGGCGAUCGGCUGUGGCGCAUGCCCCUGUGGAAGUACUUCCGCAACCUAGUUGCCCCAACGUCCGCUUAUGAUAUUUGCAACAGGGGCAUUGGACACGCCUCCUCCUGUCUGGCAGCUGCUGUGCUAUUCGAACUGGUUCCCUGCUCCGAUUGGGUCCAUUUGGACACCCAUGGCACCGGAAUGCUGGCCCAGCAUGGAGUGCCUCCGUAUUUGCUGAAGGAUUCGAUGACGGGACGUCCAACGCGGUCGAUCAUCCAGUUCCUCUACCAGAUGGCCUGCAAGUGAGGCUCCUGCAAUCAAAACUUGACGAGGGAUCCCCAAGUGGGACUCCGAUACUUCAGUGUCUGUAAAUUCUGUGUCCCCAUGUGCUGCGUCACUUGUUGUUUAUUAUCCAUAGGACGUCCUCUGUUCAAAGAGGUUAAUUUGAUGUCAGAAUGGUGUUACAAGGUUAACAAAGUAUUCCGUGGUCAAUGGCGGUCAGUUGUAAAAUCUAAAAAAAAAUUCAGGUUGUCAAUGAAAAAUAAAUAAACAUUUAAAAUAAUUAA